Molecule: messenger RNA, 2721 nt
Organism: Stylonychia lemnae
Lineage: Eukaryota; Ciliophora; Spirotrichea; Sporadotrichida; Oxytrichidae
Source: the annotation of a GenBank genome assembly
AUGCAACAACAUAUGGGAGAUGUACUCUUUUAUUUCAAUAAUUCUAUACAAUCUUGCAAACUUAGCAGAGAUUUUAAAUAGUUCAAAUCCAACAUUGAGAAGGUAAUUGGUUAAAACAAAUCCAUUAACGAAACUUACUUAUUUCAAUAUCUUGAUGUCGAAUUCAAUCUGAUAUCAUUCACAGAAGUCAACUAUCAAUAAACAAUUCUUAAUGACUAUCAAAAUAGAAGAGUCGAUGUAAUGAUUUUAAGAGAAUAUAAUGAGAUUGAUAAUCUAAAAUUUGAUGAUAACUACAAUGACUUGUAUUUGAUGAUUGAAUAGUACCAUUAUGAAUAAUAAUUUUCAAGAGAAAGUUUUAAAACUUUGACCAAUUUACCAGCUUCUCGUUCCAAUUUGCAAUUCAACCGUAGAUCUUAAAUAUUAAAUAAAUUAUCAGAAUAAUAAAGCUUGCAUAAUGAUCAAUCCUAAAAUGAAAUUGAUCAAUAAAUAUCUUUAUAAACUUCAGAUAAAAAAUAAGGAUAUUUUGAUGGAAACUUAUAGUAAAACAAAAGUAUUAACGGCCAACAAGAACUAAAAGAAGAGAAUUAAAGUAUAGAGUUUCAACCCGUUUAACCUAAUCUUGCAUUUGCUAAUCCAUUUUCACUUACAAAGAAAGAGUCAAGGCCUGAAAUGUAAAGAAAAAUGCAAUAGAUUGUCUAAGCAUCUUUAGAAUCAUUAAAAAAUUAAGCACAAGCUGAUACAAUCUACAACUAAUAAUUGAUGCCUUAAAAAGACGUUACAAAUGAUCCAUAAAGCAAGAUAUUUAAGGAAUAGUAGAUAACAAAUGAAAAGCAAAUAGCUAUCACUGAAGGAUAGCUUGAUGCUCAGCUUGCUAAGAAUGAAGAAAGAAAAAUAUCUGUUAAUCAAUGUAAAUUUGAUAAAGAUAAUUCGUAAUUAAGCUAGAUUUCCUAUGUGAAACCCUACGAGGUAACUUACCCAAACACAUUUUAAUUUGGGAAAAAUAAAAACACCAAGUUAAUUGAGAAAUAACAUGUAGUCAUAAAAUAAAAUUCCAACAAAAAAUAAAAUUCUGAAAUUAAAUUAGAUACAAACCUUAUAAAGCAGUCAAACAAUAUUCAAGAAAGCAAUAAUUUAUUUUAAAGCAUAAGCCAGUCACAACUUAGUUGUUUGAAGUGCAGUUCCUUGUAGAAUUAGGAAGAGGAGAAGUAAUUUGAGAAAUGUAAUUGUGAUAAUGGCUUUAUGAAAUUGCAGUAACAGAAUGAAAUAAUUUAGACUUUCUUGACUUAACUUGAGCAGGUAAUCAAAUAAAAGAAACAUGAUAAGAACAAUAAUUCAAGACUAAUUGUAACUAUACUUAAAGAUAAACAAGUGAAAUUCUAAAUUGAGGAGAGAUCAUUGUUUGAUUCAGAUAAUCAAUUCGAUAACUCUGAGAUUCCUCCUAAAUCUAUUUAGAAAAUUAGUUUUAACUUGAAUUAGUAAAGUAGUGGAACUGUUAUCUUAAGGUAAACCUCUAGUAUUGCUUCUUAAUUAAGUUAAUCUCAGUCAUGUAAUGUUUUGCUGAGUACUGAAUAAUACAAAUUCGAUCUGAACAGCAACUACACAAAUCCACUUAAUUCUGUAUAAAGUUCAACUGCUGUGCUAAGAAUGUCUGUGCAUAGAGGAUUUAAAUGUAUGCAUUGUAAUGAUUUCAUCUAUGGAAUUAGAUAUUAAUGUUAAAUAUGUGCAAACUAAUCUAUCUGUUAAAAUUGUGAAGGUAAUGGUAGUCAUUAGGAUGAUCAUAUCUUACUUAAAAUAAAAAAUCCAAUUAGCAUUGAAGGCUCUGCUUAAAUUCAUAAAGAAGUUUCAAAAGAGGAGGAACCUGAUAAUGAUUCUAAAUCUACUGAUUAAAUAGUGAAAGAUAACAAUGAUAAUGAUUGUGAAAUUUUUAAAAACGAAUAAAAUCAAGUGCAAUAUUUUAAACUCUCAAACUCAUUAAAUACUAAAAGAGACAAGGCAAAAGCUAAAUUGUAAUAAAUUUUGGAAAGUAAAGAUGAAUAAGUUGAGACAUCUAUCCACGCUUAAUCUGAUAAGAAAAAUGUAAAUUUCAAGAAGGAAAAAUAGCUGAAAUUUUAAAUUAAUGAAGAAAUAUAAGAUGAUGAGGAAUUGAAUGAAGAUCUAGUUCAUGAAAUAAGCUUUAGCAAAGAGCCUUCAGUUUUUAAUAUUGAUACUAGCAUAAAACGAUAAUCAGACAUAUCUAUCAACAAUAAUAGAUACACUCCUAGAAUCACGAAUGAUUAUGAAGAAGACAGCUGUGAAGAUGAUGAAUAGAAUUUCUUCAACUUACCUGAGAGAGAUAAAGAUAAUUAGCUAGAUGAUGGAGGCUAAGAUGAGUCUUAAUUUGAGGAUAUGUUUUAAAAAGCAAAUUCUAUGGAAUCAGACAAUCAGGAUGCCACUGCAAAUAAUGAAAAUUAAAAUGAUUUAGAGAAAAAAAUAGAUACCAACAAAUAAACAACUGAUUAAUACGAUAUAGAUAAAAUGGAAUAAAAAAAUGUAGGAAAAUUAGUUAGAUUGAAAUAAAACAAGAUAAUAGAAAUCAUUGAAAGAUAUGAGUAGCAAAGUAAGUAAUUGAAAGAAUUAUUCUUAAAUGGAUAACACAUACCAAAGGAUCUUCGAUUUAUUGAUGAGCCCUAGAAUUAAAAUAAUGUAGAGAGAGAAUAUUUAAACUAGGGAAUGAUUUUAUGA